Messenger RNA from Heterobasidion irregulare TC 32-1, 1530 nucleotides. RefSeq lists its product as uncharacterized. The record is from RefSeq and is a predicted model, not a curated record. The transcript is spliced from 5 exons. Bases 1 to 1530 code for a protein of 509 amino acids. Lineage: Eukaryota; Fungi; Basidiomycota; Agaricomycetes; Russulales; Bondarzewiaceae.
AUGUCCUCCCUCCUCUCUGUCCUCAAAACCAAGCUCGGGGAGUACAUGCUCUCCCUCCCCGACGGCACCGCCGAAUACGAAGAUUACGAGGCCUGGGCGCAGGGGUUCGCCAAACGAGUGGCUGUAUUCGAUCGUUCGGCGCGUGGGCAGGAUGUGCCCGAACUCGCGGCCUGGGUCGCCGAGGCUGAGAGUGGCCUCGACCAUGUUGCCACCAACGACUGGCUUGCCUGGGGGUCGCGCAUUUUGCCGCAGCGUGCGGCGCGCUUUGCAGCGCAGAAACAGCAACAGGCGGCCGAAGAACAGGCCCUGGCAGAGGAGGCUGCGUGGGUCGCUGUCACCGAACGUGAGGCUGAGGAAGCCGAGGCGAUGCGGGCUGCCGCUGCCCGUCAGUUGGCCAAAGCAGAUCGUCGGCGGCGCCGGGAGGCUUUGGUGGAGGCCAUGUUCAAUGGGUCGCUUGAUCCUGAACAAGGUGAUCGUCAGCUGUCCGAGCUGGAGGCAGAGUCCGUCCUUCCCCUUCCUCUCUUUCUUCACUCUCCGUCUCCCUCCGCCGCCGCUUCCUCUUCUCGUCCUGUCCCGUCCGCCGACUCAUCCCAUCCCGACCCGUCCGCCGAUUCAUCCUAUCCCGACCCAUCCGCCGACUCGUCCUAUCCCGACCCGUCCGCCGACUCUGCGCUUGCAUCCGCAACCGAUGCCCUGGACCGAAUGAGCAUGGGUCUGGCCGCCGCCGCUGCCCCGACCGACGCGAAGGGCAAAAAGACGGCCGCGGCUGUUGUCGUCAAAUUCGCUCACCAACGGACACCACCUCUCGGACGCGUCGUCCUUCCUCUCGGCCCUGGAACGGGCCGAAUGUCGACGGUCAGGUCCCCUAUGGAGCGGAAUGGUGCCGGUAAAGUGCUCGAAGAUCCUCCAGAGUUGUUACCUGGUGAUGUACUGGCCGACUACGCAUGCCACCGCUGUGCGACCGCCUUCCAGACCAAGGUGUUCCGGGAUUUGAAGGGGUGUAGCUUCCAGCCCGGGUGGAUGCCGAUGGAGAAGGGGAAGGGGAAGUCGAAGGAGAAGGGGAAGGGGAAGUCGAAGGAGCAGUCGGCGCCGAAGGCGGAGGAGAGGGAACGCCCCUUAAAGCGUCGUAAAGUAGAGGUGGUUGUCCCCGUGCGGUCCGUCGGGGAUAGCAUCGCCCAAACGAAAGCCGCUCGCACCCGAAAGCCGGUCCAGCGGCUUCCUACCACGGCUAGGGCCGUCCUCGCUCCUACCCGCUCCCGUUCUGUCGCCGUCCCCGCCCUGUCCGACUCGUCUCGUUUGUCGCCGAUCGUUGCGCAAGGCAUCGCGUCCGAUCUUCGGUACCGGAUCGCUGUGGCGGAGGGUACGCGGGCUUCGUUGGCGCGGUCGAUCAAGAUGUGGCAGGCGGAGUUGGAGUCGCUCGAGGUGCAGGCGGGUCCGUCUACGUCUUCGGACGUCGUCUUGGUCGAGGAUUCGUCGGCGGCGGAGGAUUCGGAUAUGUCUGUGUCGGGCGAUUUCGUACCCGAUGAGUAG